ACUAAGCCUUGAAUAUUGCUCUUGAGUGUAGAUUUAGGGUGCUUCUCAAUUCUUAUUUGUGCAUCCUCAUUUCCUUUCCUCGCAUCUUAGCUCCACCCCUUCAGGAGGCGAGGGAAGGACGCAAGGAAAAGACUUGAGGAUCGAGGAAACCAUCAUCAGCUGUGCUAAUGAGAUCUGCCCUUAAGUUGUUAAAGUUGGUUAAGACAAAUGUGAAGGGGGAGGAGAAUUUAUACGUGUGUCAGGUUUUUCAAUGAAAAACAGUUCCUCAAAAGAUACACCUUUGUAUCCUCACUCAUAGCUCCUCAGGAAGCCUCCUCACUCCUCGAGGAAAUGAGGCGAGAUAUUGAGAAGCACCCUUAGUGUGCAAUAAGGGUACUGCGUUUUGGCAUUUUUAAGAUCUGGACAGUCUUGAGCACUUAAUUCCUGUCGUGCGCAUGUGCUCUCAAGUGGGCAAGACUGCAAGGUAUUUGGACAAGGCUAAGGUCUUUGGGAUGACAAGAAAUUACUGGCAGAUGAGUUUGAUCAAGGUUAGAGGUAAACUCUUCAGGAAAGUGGACCCUGAGGACCAGAGUUGAGAGCCCCUGACUUAUUAUUUCAAUUGCAAGAGGUGCGUCUGGUGAUCAAUGAGAAGGGGUUGCUGUGUGAAGAACGGGAUGUCAGUCUGCCUCUCACUGAGCACAAGGAGCCUUGGUUUAUGAGGCUCAACCUAGGGGAAGAAGUGCCGGUUUUCAUCCACGGAGACACCAUUGUCAGUGACUACAACCAAAUCAUUGAUUAUAUAGAGACCAGCUUUAUCGGAGACACAGUAGCCCAGCUGAUUCCAGAUGAAGGAACUCCCAUGUAUGCAAGGGUACAUCAGUACCGAGAGCUGCUGGAUGGGCUGCCUAUGGACGCUUACACACAUGGAUGCAUCCUGCACCCUGAACUCACAACCGACUCCAUGAUCCCAAAGUACGCCACUGCUGAAAUACGUAGACAUCUGGCCAAUGCAGCAUCUGAACUGAUGAAGUUGGACCAUGAGGAACCCCAGCUGACAGAACCAUACCUCUCCAAGCAGAAAAAGCUCAUGGCGAAGAUCUUGGACCAUGACAAUGUGAACUACCUGAAAAAAAUUCUUGGUGAGUUGGCAAUGGUGCUAGACCAAGUAGAGGCAGAGCUGGAAAAAAGAAAACUGGAAUAUCAAGGUCAAACGUGUGAAUUAUGGCUUUGUGGACCUACUUUUACAUUAGCUGAUAUUUGUCUUGGAGCCACAUUACACAGGCUCAAAUUCUUGGGACUCUCAAAGAAAUACUGGGAGGACGGAAGCCGUCCGAACCUGCAGUCGUUUUUUGAGCGGGUGCAGAAGCGCUACGCUUUCCGCAAGGUGUUGGGGGACAUCCACACGACCCUGCUCUCUGCAGUUCUACCCAACGCAUUCCGAAUGGUAAAAAAGAAGCCGCCAUCCUUCUUUGGUGCAUCCUUCUUAAUGGGCUCUCUCGGGGGGAUGGGUUAUUUUGCCUAUUGGUUUUUAAAAAAGAAAUACAUGUAGUGAAUGUGCGCUUGUAGUGUUAUGUGUCUGUGUAUGACGCUCGAACUUUCGGUAACACUGUUUUG
Carassius auratus (goldfish) is the source of this 1593-nucleotide messenger RNA. RefSeq names its product ganglioside-induced differentiation-associated protein 1-like 1. Lineage: Eukaryota; Metazoa; Chordata; Actinopteri; Cypriniformes; Cyprinidae. The record is from RefSeq and is a predicted model, not a curated record. The transcript is spliced from 6 exons. Bases 695 to 1528 code for a protein of 277 amino acids.